This is a messenger RNA of Drosophila erecta, 3780 nucleotides long. RefSeq lists its product as uncharacterized. NCBI's taxonomy places the organism in Eukaryota, Metazoa, Arthropoda, Insecta, Diptera, Drosophilidae. Bases 1 to 3780 code for a protein of 1259 amino acids. The record is from RefSeq and is a predicted model, not a curated record. The transcript is spliced from 5 exons.
AUGAAACAUGACCUCUCAUUUAUCCAGGACUGCACGAAACUCAGCUCUGCGUUGGGCAUGUCGGACCCGGCGGUGCCUGGCGAGGAGCUAUGCGCCAACACAUCCAGCAUAUCCUUGGCUUCCACUGCCCUGGCCUUUAUCGACAAUGGUUUUCCGCCCAUCGAACGGAGGAGUGCAGAGGCAGAGGUGGAACCAGUGGUAGGAGCAGGCCCAGAACCACAAGCCAAGCCAGUAGCUUUAAUUGAGCAACCAGCUCCACUACCAGCAUAUCCUGCAACGGAACCUCCAGCAGAUCUCCCAGCGGGUCCACCAGCAGUUCCUCCAGUGGAUCCGCCAUCAGACCCCCUAGCAGAUCUCCCACCAGAUCUCCCACCAGACCUCCCACCAGAUCUCCCACCAGAUCUUCCACCAGAUCUCCCACCAGAUCUCCCACCAGACCCUGCAUCAGAUCCCCCAGCAGACCCAACGAGUUCUCCGAAAGAUACCCCAACACGAUCGCAGACACCAAGCGGCAGUCCGGCCACCCAGGCCCACAACCCACUGCAGACGCCGCCGGACGUCUCCACCGGAGUCAAGAUGUCCCCUGACGCCCCCGUGUUUUAUCCCAUGGGCACCAGGUUAUUCCAUAUACUGUCAAACGACGAGGAGCCCCCCCGCAGGUCACCACGCACUUCGGCGCCGAGGAACUCCUUCGAGUUUGGCCUCGCGAACGGAACGGGGCCAUACAUCGGACCAGGGAGCGAUAUUCCUCGGAGCUACCACUUUGUCGAUCCUGCCAGCGGCGAGCGCAUCUACUACAGCUUUGGCUUGGGCAUGAACUGCGAGGGACGUCAGAGCAGAGUAGUCUCUGGUCGCCGAGAGGCGGACGACCCACCAUCGGAGGCAACUGAUUCCUGGGGCUCCUACAUCUAUGGCAGUCCGCGAACCAGACCAGCAGAUGAAACAACCUCGCUGGAGACAACUGGACGAGCGUCGAUAGCCAUGACCAACAACAUUCGCCAUUUUCUCGAAGUGCCAACGGAAGCCCGAACAUCCCCCGAGUUCCCGUCCUUCGAGUCCUUUGCCGCGCAGCUGGACGAGAUGGGAGUGCAACGGGAUGAGUUCAUGGCAACGCUGAGAAAUCUGCUAAUACGAGCCAAUGACCUGCUGAAGCCACUGCUCCAGGGUCCCUUCAAGUACAUGACGCCCAUACAGAUGGCCGAGUACACCAGCGCCAUUUUGGAGACGCCGCCGCUACAUCCGAGUAUCUUCAUGCCACCGAAUGUGUUGCGUCCCUGGUCGGACCUCACUGGCCUCAAUCUGCCCUUUGACAUCCAUCCGAACAGCCUCACGCCGGAGGACCUGGCCCGCAUCCAGGAAGCGCCCAAGUCAGUGGACGCCACCACUCAGACGGAGUACCGUUGCAUGUGCAUGUUCUUCACGCAGGGAGGAUUGGCGUCGGCGGCAGUGCCUCCGCCAACGCCACCGCCAGCACCUGGGCCGCCGCCGCCGCCACCGCCUGCUCCGCCUGGCCCGCCGCCUCCCUUUUAUUCAGGAUCCCCUAUUAACACUCCUCGAAUGCAUAGGGCAGCCGGUGGAGCACCCAGUGGACCUCGAAUACCGCAGCCGUAUCCGACAGUAUCCUCGCCAGGAGCCUCGCAGAGUGGACCACCACCGCAACAGCCAUUUGGCUUCUGGGGCAGGCCCAUGCCAAUGGCCAUGCAUCCUAAUCCGCAUCCGCAUCCGCACCCGGGAAUGCAGGCGGGUCAUCCGAUGGCGCCGACGCACAGUUCGCAGACGCCCAGGCCGGGUGGAGCCAUGCGAUUCAACGAGGGCGGGUACCGGGGCUACCGUUUCCAAGGUCCCUACAGUCCGCGCAACCAGGCGGACCAAUGUCGCUAUGGGCCCAUCGGCAGUGGUCGUCCCAGCCAAAGCAAUGACGGGAACUACACGAACGCGAGCUACAGCAAUGGAGGAACACCGCUCUAUGGGAGCACACCAAAUGGCAACCAUCAGAUGGCCCCUGGCGUGGCCCAUCCUCGCGUCAGAUUGGUCUACCCCAUUGACAUUGAGCACCUGAGGCUGAACCUGGAUCCACCGAGCGAUGAGAACAAUGCGGAUAGGCAGGAAAUACCAUCGUCCUCAUCGGGCACCGAGUCAUCCAACACCGAUAACUCCAGCCUACUCCGCUGCGCCGAGAUGGAGCGCCAUGAUAGCGAGGAGAGCAGCUACGUGGAGGAGGAGAACGCAUGCGAGGAGGACGUUGCUGAAGAGGAGGCAGAGGAGGCUGACGACGACGAGGGCGAUGAGGAGGACGAGGAUGAGGAUGUGGAGGUCACGGAACCACAGCGCAACGACGGCGCAGUCCAGCAGCGGGCAAGCUCGCUAUCCACUUCCGAUUCCCGGCGGUUCAUCUUCGGCGAGGUCGAGUUCAUGAACUACGUCAUGUCGGAUGCUCCCAUAGUGCAAACGCAGACGCAAACGCCGCGCGGCAACCUGCCCUGCGCCCAGGUGCCACCCAAUGUGAUUCCCAGCAAUUUACCAGCCCAUCGCUCUCCACGAGAUCAGUCCGAUCAGCAGCUGCUGCCUCCGUUGCCCCAGAUGCCGCCAAUGCCGCCGAUACCUCCCAUGCCCGAAACCGCAGCCAUGCCUUGCCAUUCCGAUAGAGACCCAUCGAGGUACCAGGUGCCCUCGACUGCCCAGGAUCACUAUGGCAGCAACCAGUGGAAUCCGAUGUUCGGCCCACAGCAGCGAGCCAAUGGCAACUUCAAUGCGGCCAUGAUGUGCCAGGAGCAGCCGGGUCCCAGUGGCAUUUACAUGCGACCACCUCCCCCACUACAACCACCACCACCACCGCCGCCGCCGCCGCCGCCACCGCCACCACCACCACCACCAUCACCACCUCAGAUGUAUCCAAUGCGCCAGCAGCGGCCCAUGGCACCGAUCCUGUUCGAGGUUGGGGGCAACCUCAGCCACAGCGCCGGGCCGCCCAUGAUGCAGAGUGUCAACGGUGGCGGGUACGGUCAUGGUCGCGGUCGUGUGAACGGUCCAAGUCCCAGUCGUGGCGCUCUUAGCCAGAAUCCUUACGGACAGAUGACCCAUGCGCUGCAUUCGACACAUGCAGGACAUCCAGCGCAUCCAGGACAUCCAGCGCAUCCUGCACAUCCAGGCCAUCCAGCACAUCAGCCGCCACACCAGACCCAUCCAUCCCACCACGGAAUGCCCUUCAACGGCAACAUGGGCCCGAACAUGAUGGCUCCACAAAUACGCGGCGGCCCAAUGAACCACAUCAACCAGGUGGGCCACAUGAACCACAUGGGCAGGGGCAUGGGCAUGGGCAUGGGCAUGGGCGUCGGAUUGCCGAUGCCGUUGCAGGUGCAGCCGGGCAUGGGCAUGCAGCAGGGCACGGCCAUGAACAUACCACCGCCCAAUCACAUGAGUCCACGGCACAAUGUCAGUAUCUAUCAUCAGAGUGGAAGCAACCCGGACAUGAGCAAGAGUGUGCCAGCUGGCAGAAUCAACGUAUGCAAUGGCAGCGCCGAGACGCAGCAGCACGUCAGGAUCGCUCCCGAUCCUCGCCAGAGUUUCGAAGUCAACGCGGCUGGGUCACGCGGCCAUACGCCACGCAAUCGGCAUUCGAGGAUUUCCUUGCCAGCCACGCCCAGAUCCAAUCCCCAAAAUGGAGUUCCUGUCCAGGUGGAUAGAACUUCCAGCUUUAACAACAUCAACCAGAACAACCCGAACAACAACAAUGCGCAGGAUACGAACGCCCAGCCCUCCUACGCCUCCUUGCUGCAGUAA